GAGCCGGAUCCGGAGCCGGUAGGGAACAGGUGUGGUGACGCAGCGCUGCGGCAACAGGUGCGGGAUCGGGUCGAGCGGCGGCGGCGGCACCGGCAGCCCCAAGAUGGGCAAGAAGAAGAAAGCGGAAGAGAAAGAGUCGGAGCCCUACGGGGCACCCUCUGCGUACGACCCGAAUUUCAAUGGACCAAUCAGGAACAGGAGCUGCACCGACAUCAUCUGCUGCGCCCUCUUCAUGGUCUUCAUCCUGGGCUACAUGGUGGUGGGCAUCGUGGCCUGGCUGUACGGUGAUCCCCGCGAAGUGAUCUACCCCAGGAACUCCACCGGCAUGUACUGUGGCAUCGGGGGCAAUGAAGGGAAACCGUACGUCCUCUACUUCAACAUCCUGAAAUGUGCCUCACCCACGGGCAUCCUGACCUCAGCUCUGAAUGGACUCCAGUGUCCCACCACACAGGUGUGUGUGUCGCAAUGUCCCAGUGAAUUCUGGCUUCCAUUGCCUGGAGUUCAAGGCCUCAAAGUGUCCAGCAUCUUCCAGCAGGAAUUCUGCAACCCCAUGUUGAACCUGUCUACGACCAGCCUGAGUUCCCAGGACAUCCUGGCCAAGGAGCUGUGCCCCGCGUACACUAUCCCCAGCACCCCAUGUGAGUACCCGGGUCGCUCCUCGGGGAGGUGCGUGCCGAAACUGGAUGGCGUGGUGUUCCCAAAGAACUUCACCAUCGGCGACAACGCAGCCGGAAAUGCCACGGCAAACGCGGUGAAGGAGGCGACGGGGAACCUCUUGCAAGGAUUCAAUGCCAAGCAGGUGGGGAUGCGGAUCUUCGAGGACUUCACCAAGUCCUGGUACUGGAUAUUGAUAGGCCUAGUGAUUGCCAUGAUCGUGAGCCUGAUCUUCCUGCUGCUCCUGCGGUUCGUGGCUGGAAUCCUCAUCUGGGUCCUCAUCUUCGGUCUGAUCGCCGUCAUCGGCUACGGAAUCUGGCACUGCUACUGGGAGUAUGACACACUCAACAAAAGGGGAGCCACCAUCAAGGACGUGGGCAUCACCACCAACUUCGUUGUCUACGGGCAGGUGAAAGAAACCUGGCUGGCGGUCUUGAUCAUCCUGGCGGUGCUGGAGGCCAUCAUCAUCCUGCUGCUCAUCUUCCUGAGGAAGCGAAUCCUGAUUGGAAUAGCGCUCAUCAAGGAAGCCAGCAGGUGGGGCUGUGGGUACAUCAUGUCUUCUCUGGCCUACCCGCUGUUCACCUUCAUACUCCUGGUGAUCUGUGUCGCCUACUGGGGAAUGACGGCGCUGUAUCCUUCAUCUGCUCCAACCGUCCUGCUACCUCGCCACGUCCAGGUCAGCCUCUGUACCGGGUUGUCAAUUUGGGGCAGCAAAUCUCCCGAAUGUAUGUCUAUCCCGGGAAACGAAACAUGCACCCCCAUGACCUUCAACGUGUCGGCCUACAGCUGCGACCAGGCAAAAUGUGUCUUCUACAAGUACAACAGUGAAGGCAUCCUGCAGCGUAACCUCUUCCAGCUCCAGAUCUACAACAUCGUUGGCUUCCUGUGGUGCAUCAACUUUGUCAUCGCCCUCGGACAGUGCACGCUGGCCGGGGCCUUUGCCUCCUACUACUGGGCCUUCAAAAAGCCCCAGGACAUCCCCUACUUCCCCGUGUCCAGCGCCUUCAUGCGCACCCUCAGGUAUCACACGGGGUCCCUGGCUUUCGGAGCCCUCAUCUUGACCAUCGUCCAGGUCAUCCGUAUCAUCCUGGAGUAUCUGGACCACAAGCUGAAAAAUGUACAGAACCCACUCACCAGGUUCCUGAUGUGUUGCCUCAAGUGUUGCUUCUGGUGCCUGGAGAAGUUCAUCAAGUUCCUGAAUCGCAAUGCCUACAUCAUGAUUGCAGUCUAUGGCAAAAACUUCUGUGUUUCGGCUAAAAACGCCUUCAAGCUGCUGAUGAGGAACAUCAUCAGGGUGGUGGUCCUAGAUAAAAUGACUGACCUGCUGCUGUUCUUCGGGAAGUUGCUGGUUGUUGGGGGAGUGGGAAUUCUUGCAUUCUUCUUCUUCACCGGUCGGAUUACGAUCCCGGAUCCGACAUUCCAGGCUCCUGUACUGAACUACUAUUGGCUGCCAAUUCUGACGCUGGUGGUGGGAUCCUACAUGAUUGCCCAGGGCUUUUUCAGUGUUUAUAACAUGUGUGUCGACACACUCUUCCUCUGCUUCUUGGAAGACCUUGAGCGGAAUGAUGGCUCACCUGAUAAGCCGUACUACAUGUCCAAAUCCCUGAUGAAGAUUCUCAACAAGAAAAACAAAGAUCCCAAAAAGGAGAAAUAACCCCCCACCCCGACCCCCACCUCCCUAAGUUUUACUACUUUUGUACAGAGUGAUUGCCAGUGACUGCCCUGACUUGGGGCACAGAAGGGGGCAGGAGGUGAUCGUGGAUCAAUUAUCUGGUAGAAUCCCCUCUCAGUGACUCGGGUCCAUGUUGGAUACAACUGGUGAGAUUGAGUAAGGUGGCACAGAUGAAAAGUCUCACUUCCCAUUCACAAUCGUGUCAGUGGAAUAUUUGGAAGUGUUUGGGAGUUUCCAAAACUGGCCACUAGUAUCCACCUUACUUCUUCCCUUCCCAACGAAAUGCUUGCACCGUGACCUCCAUUGCACCUUAUUGACCAUGUUGCAGAAGAUCUGUGAUGCCUUUCUUGGCCCACCAGCUGCUUUAAUAGAGCUUCAGUGCUAAUUAUUGCUGGAUGUCCCAGCUCGAUCUCAACCAGCCCCAAACCAAAAGGGGGUAAAUUAUUGCACUAUUUGCGAAUCGUGUCUUUUAAACUGACGUUUUGUUUCUGAAAAAUGAAUGUGAUCAUAGAUGUACUGGCUUUUAAAUUUAAUGAUGCUAUUUACAUUUUUUAAGCAAUAAAAUUAUUGACAGUGACUGGGGUUCCCCACUGGGGCGAACCUCAGGAAAAUGUGUUUUUCAAACCUGCUGAACAUGUCGGAACAUUCCAAUGCUGGGGAUUCCUCAUCCCAGAUCACCAGACCUGUUGACCAUAACAGCAUUCUCACCCCUCAUUCCUACAGCUCCCAACAAACCCCCCCAUCUCAUUACCCCCUUCCUUUUAUCUCUUCUCCCACCCCUCUUGGUUCCUCUGUUUCUCUCUCCACAGAUGCUGCCUGACCUGCUGAAUGUUUCCUGGAUUUGCUCUUCUUGUUCCAGAUUUCCAACGUUUCCAACUUUUCUGAUUAUUUUCCCUCCUGGUUCACCUCAGCUCCUCCUGGCUCUCUCUGCCCCCUCCCCAUCAACCCUCUACCUCCAUUCCCUUUCUCAGCCUAUUCCCUCCCUCCCUCCUCACUUUGUCCUUCAUCCUCCUCCCCCACCCUUCCUGAAGCCACCUCUCUGACCUUCUGGCUGCCUUUGGAACCUGUCCGUGGGUCAAGCUUCUCCUGAUGGCUGUCAUUGCCACAGCAAGCUGCGAUGCGUCCAGAUAGGAUGCUCACUAUGGUGCCUCAGUAAAAAUGUGCUGAGGAUCAUCAGGGAUAUGCCAAAUAUCCUUAGCCUUCUGAGGAAGUAGAGUCACUGGUGUGCAUUCUAGACUGGAGUGUCCUUGUGGAUGGACCAGGACAAAUUGUUGGUGAUAUUUACACCUAGGAACAUGAACAGCACUGCAUCAAAUCCUCCUGGGAAAUAAAUCUUCUGGUGUAUCAAAAUCUCUGUUAUAGCCCCUCACCUCUGCCCUCUUUCCAUGGUGCUGGGAAGGCAGCACUUUGAGCACCUAAUUUCCUCAUCUUGCAACCAAGUAUCCUUGCUUUCCUUAAUCACCUUUCGGUUAGAGAAAUGUCUCUUCAAACCAAAAAAAUCCCAAGCUCCUGAAGUGACCCUCCAGGCCUCCAAUAGUUUGACUCACUGAUGGAGCAUUGUUUUACAGAGGUAAUGCACUGCACAAAACACUGACCGUUCCCUGGUCUCAUGUAUUUCACUUUUGGGAUGGUUGUUUAGAUAAAGUAAGAUAUUUAUUUAUUAGUCACAUGUACAUCAAAACACACAGUGAAAUAUGUCUUUUUGCUAGGGGCAGCCCGCAAGUGUCGCCACUCUUCCGGCGCCAACAUGGCAUGCCCACAGCUCCUAACCCGUACGUCUUUGGAACGUGAGAGGAAACCCAUGCAGUCACGUGGUGAACGUACAAACUCCAUACAGACAGCGGCCGGAAUUGACCCUGGGUCGCUGGCGCUGUUAUGCUGUGCUACUGUGCUGCCCCAGGAUAUGUUUCUAUCAUAGGAGGAGGGUUUAAUUCUCCCCUCUUCCUUCCUGUGAAAUUCAUUGCUCACUCACACACUCACUCAGACAUGAGCACAGUUCCCAGGCUAAUCUUCCUUACAGAACCUAUUUUGAAUGAAUCAAAUUUUAUGCAAACUGUUAAACUUUUACUUACUGUUUACUUUUGCCAUGAAGAGAUUGUAAUUUCAAGAUAGUAAAAACUAUAGACCAC
This is a messenger RNA of Pristis pectinata (smalltooth sawfish), 4455 nucleotides long. It is a transcript of the gene slc44a4, whose product is annotated as solute carrier family 44 member 4. Gene Ontology annotation, molecular function: thiamine pyrophosphate transmembrane transporter activity. Gene Ontology annotation, biological process: choline transport; thiamine pyrophosphate transmembrane transport. Gene Ontology annotation, cellular component: plasma membrane. The coding region runs from base 104 to 2308 and encodes 734 amino acids. Lineage: Eukaryota; Metazoa; Chordata; Chondrichthyes; Rhinopristiformes; Pristidae. The transcript is spliced from 22 exons. The record is from RefSeq and is a predicted model, not a curated record.